GGUACUUCAGGUGAAGCCACUUCUUCGAAAUGAACCAGAUUUUGUUAUGCUCCGGAAUUUUACUGCUGCAUUUUGCAGUGGCCAACUGUAUAGGAAUCCAGCAAAACGAUUCAUCUACCAGUCAUUUUCCCAAGCUCGAUUUCAUCCCUUUGCCAAAUGUUCCUCCCAAGAACGACGUGAUACAUGAAAAAACCCGUAAAGACGAUCCAGCUCAGCCAGAUUCGAGUAAAGGUUCUAUCAAGAGCGAUUUUAUAUCGGAUGAUACUAAUGAGCCACAAAGCUCGAAUAAUGACUUAAGACGAAAACAUUUAGUACCAAAGACGAUCAGAGUGCUGCAACAGAAGUUGGCUUUGGAGAAGAGCAGCUCUUCCACAUUCCGGAAUAUUUCCGUAACAUUGAUGAAGGAGCUAGAUGAAAGAAAAUCGGAAAUUCUCAAGGACCGACAGGCAAACCUCGAUUUGGAGAUCAGGCUCAAUGAUGCGAACCGCAAGAUUUUGGAAUUGAAUUUGGAGCUGCAAGACGCCCGAAGGUCAGUGAAGCCGUGUGAUAAAAAGAAGAACCUCAAGGAUCUAUCCCUGACCAACAAACAGUUGCUAGAAGAGCAAAUCAAGAAAAAUUAUCGUAAUAUGUUUGUAAAACUAAUGAACGACCUAAGACUCACGAUCAAUUCUUCAAUCUGGAAAAUCGUCAAUAUGGCGACCAAUCAUUUGGUUCCCGAUAUUCCUCCAAAUUCAAUUAGAUACAUAUAAAAACAGAAACGAGAAUAGCCGAUAGUUUUGAGUCAUGGCACUUACUUAAUUUGAUUGUCAACCGUAAUAAAUGCGAUUCAAGCCGCUUAGGCCAA
Drosophila erecta is the source of this 844-nucleotide messenger RNA. It is a transcript of the gene Acp26Aa, whose product is annotated as accessory gland-specific peptide 26Aa. Gene Ontology annotation, cellular component: extracellular region. The record is from RefSeq and is a predicted model, not a curated record. The coding region runs from base 30 to 749 and encodes 239 amino acids. NCBI's taxonomy places the organism in Eukaryota, Metazoa, Arthropoda, Insecta, Diptera, Drosophilidae. Gene Ontology annotation, biological process: mating. The transcript is spliced from 2 exons.